GUUUGAUCCUCUUUCUCACGGAUCGCAGUCAACGGGAGUUUUUUUUCUCCCAACUCUUUACGCAUAGGAUUUUUCACCGUUUUUGCCCCGUUGUUUUUUAUUUUAGGAUUUUCGUAAAACGUGGUAAAUCUCGGCGCGGUGUCUGCAGCUUGCGCGCUCCGCUGCACUGGAUUUUAAUUUUGUUUUCUUCCCCUCUCCUAAAUUUGCUUCGAGCUCAUGACUAUGCUUCUUGAUAGCGGUCCGCAGUUUGCAUCGUUAGGAGUCGGGGGUUUCGGUACACCACGGCACCACGACCUCGGGAACAGAGACCCGGGUCUGGGGUUGAAUCCCUUCGCCGAUCCCCCCCACUCCGCAGCUUUCAAAAUCAGCCCCGGCGUGGCACACGAUAUCGCCUCCAGCCAGACAUCAGCUUUCACCCCGCAAGCCACUGGAUAUGCAGCUGCCCUGGGACACACUCACGGCGGGCAGGUGGGCUCGUACGGCGGGGGAGCUUUCAAUUCAACACGGGACUUUCUCUUCCGGAACCGGGGUGUUGGAGAGUCCACGGGGCCGAGCGCACAGCAUGGGCUCUUUGCAGCUUCGGCGGGUAGCCUCCACGGUCCGCCCGGGAUGAGCGAUAACCCCGGACAUCUGUUGUUUCCAGGACUUCACGACCAGGGGGUGAGCCACACUUCACCGAGUGGACAUGUUGUUAACAGCCAAAUGCAUCUUGGCUUACGUGGGGACAUUUUCGGACGACCUGAUCCGUACCGUCCGGUUGCGAGCCCUCGGACGGACCACUACGGGGCUCAGCUCCACAACUACAGCCAUCCCAUCAACAUGAACAUGGGGAUGAAUGUGCCGACACACCACGGUCCCGGGGCCUUCUUUAGAUACAUGAGACAACCAAUUAAACAAGAAUUAUCCUGCAAAUGGAUUGACGAGAACCAGAUGAACAGACCCAAAAAGACUUGCGAGAGGACGUUCAGCACAAUGCACGAGAUGGUCACUCAUGUGUCCAUGGAGCAUGUUGGCGGCCCGGAGCAGAGCAACCACAUCUGCUUUUGGGAGGACUGCCCGAGAGAAGGGAAAUCUUUUAAGGCCAAGUACAAACUCGUCAACCACAUCCGUGUGCACACGGGAGAAAAACCAUUCCCAUGCCCAUUCCCCGGAUGUGGGAAAAUAUUCGCCAGAUCGGAAAAUUUGAAAAUCCACAAAAGAACACAUACAGGUGAGAAGCCGUUUAAGUGUGAAUUUGAUGGCUGUGACAGACGCUUCGCCAACAGCAGCGACAGGAAAAAGCACAUGCAUGUGCACACAUCAGACAAGCCAUACAUCUGCAAAGUGUGCGACAAGUCAUACACACACCCCAGCUCUCUCAGGAAACACAUGAAGGUACAUGAGUCUCAAGCAUCCGAAUCGUCUCCAGCAGCCAGCUCUGGAUACGAGUCGUCCACACCACCAGUGCUGGUCUCAGUCAACACGGAAGACCCGACAAAAACACCGCCAUUAGCGGUGCAAAACACGUCUGGUCACAGCGAAGGACUGGCACCCAACUUUAAUGAAUGGUACGUUUGAAGUCGGAAGAGCAAACCAUCUCUCAAUGUGGACCGCGGAGUUGAGGAUAACAAAAACAACUGAAAAACUAUUCCUGUUCUCUUCACACACACUCAUGCGCACACACAAACACAGUCACAGUCACACACACACACACACACACACACACACACACACACACACACACACACACACACACACACACACACACACACACACACGCUGUCAGACACACACAAAUGGGAUUGGGGCAUCAACAACAACAACGACAGGAGAUGAGAGCAAAAGCCAGCACCAAGCAGGCCACGUACGUUCUCAGGAUCGCAAAAUGUGACUUGUAUUGCGCAGUUUUGAGGAAAUCAAACAAAAAUCAUGAAUAAAUAGAACUCAAUACUUUCUCAGUAUAAAUAAAUGUUUUUUUAUCUUUUAGUUUACAGAAAAAAUGUUUUAUUUUUCAUUUUAUGUAUUUUCUCAAAUUUUUAUUUAAAAAAAAGAAUAAAAAGGAAGAAUAUUUCACACUGUUUUAUAUGACGGUGACGCGCUAUUGUCGCCUCUUCAAUUGAUUGUUGGAACUUCAGACAGUCUUAAGAAACGUGCCAAAGUCUUUGUCAUGAACUUGAACACAGAAAAAAAAUCCUAAAUAAAUAUUAUACUCGUGAAUGUAUUUCCUUGUUUGAUGGGGUCGAAUCUAUUGUCAACGUCCGUUUUCAGGUGGAGAAAUGUGGUAUUAGGUUACGAUUGUUACCGUUAAAUAUAACGUUGCCUUUUGUUAAUACCGUUGUAAAUACAUAUCCAUGAUGCCAUAUUUAUCAAUUUGUAAUUUAAUUAUGGGUAUGAGUUCUGAAACUUAAAUGAUAUUUAUGGAAAUGUUUUCUAACAAGAACUGUACAGUUUUGGUCAUAACCAGCUUAACAUUGAACACAUGAUAAACUCUAAAGCUCCAACAUCGCGAUUGUAUCCUUCUCCUUUUCUUUUUAACCAAUAGGCCUAUAUGUGUCUUAUUUGGAUCGAAGAAAUCAUCUAUAUGAAUAUUAUGGAUUUGUCUAUAUAUAAUGCAGAUAUUUCCGUCACUUUUAUUUUCUUUAUGAGACCAUUGACAUGUAAAUCAUUGACAUUGUAGAACUGAGUUCAGUUGAGCUGAGAAGCUAUAAAAAGGGUUCUGUUGAUAUCUUUAUUUUUGGUUAAACUUUUUUGUGUAUUUUACUUUUCUAGUAUCAGAAAUAGAUGUCAAUUCGUAGCAUAAACUCAGUAUUAAAAAAAAGAACAAAUCCAUCAGCCUAUUGCACUCCUAUACAGGUCUUAGACGAUUGUGCGAAGUUCAUGAUUUCCAAAUCAAGGAGACAGCAUUUUAUUUCCAAUUCGGGUCAAGCACCCACUUAUAUGCGCCAGUAUGGCACUCUUUAUAGUUCCAGCAAUGUCUUUGUGCAAGUAUGUUUAAAUGUGUGCAUCGGCAACAAUGGAACUGUCACAACACAGUAUCUUCAAAAAUAAAAAAAGUUUUUUUGUCCGUCAGCUUGCAUUGUUUUAAAUGUAAUUCUUCUGUGAAACUAAGUGUGUUAUUUGUUGUGGUGUUGCAUAUAGAGCAGUUUGAUUACACAUUUGCUUGUUUUGUGUGAAUAACUUGUCAAGAUUACAUUUUUUGUGUUUAACAAAAUCUAGUGGAAGGAAUUUAAAAAUAUGUGAGUUGGGGGAAGAAGCCGUUCAGUGGCAAAAAGAGUUACAGCAUUGCAUUGUAACCUAUUCUCAAGAAUUAAAUAUUAUGCAUACACAAAGUAUAUUGUACUCAUAUGAGGACAAUUUUCAGACCACCAGCACUACUUUUAAAAUAAAAUGUAAAAAACGGUACCUCGUGACAGUGAUAUAUGAAAUAAGUUUAUUUAAAUAAUUUAAGGAAUAUAUGUUUUAUAUGCUAUUUUCUAUACCUUAAUUUAAAUGAAGUACUUUUUCUUAUUCCCACCACCUUUCUGCCCCAUGUCCAGAGGUCAGCGAAAAAUAUCUGAUGUAUAAAAACAGCUAGAAUGUGAUGUUGUAACACUUUCUGGGAGAAAUGGGUCAAACUCCAAGUUAUUCCUGAAAAGCAAAAAUGUUUUACUGAUGAACUGUGUCACUGUGCCACAUUGAGGCAAACCCUGUUGCAGCAGGCCUAUGAGUUAGCCUAUUUAGCUACCAGAGGCAAAGGUUCCUUGUACUUUUUAGGCUACUGUCUGUUGGUUGAUUUGUUUUACCAACUAUUUAUGAAGAAAUGUGAACAAAAUUUUGACUGAAAUUAAAAAAAUCAUUAUGAAAAGCAA
Trematomus bernacchii (emerald rockcod) is the source of this 3827-nucleotide messenger RNA. RefSeq names its product zic family member 3 heterotaxy 1 (odd-paired homolog, Drosophila) (gene zic3). Gene Ontology annotation, molecular function: RNA polymerase II cis-regulatory region sequence-specific DNA binding; DNA-binding transcription factor activity, RNA polymerase II-specific. The coding region runs from base 217 to 1557 and encodes 446 amino acids. Gene Ontology annotation, biological process: regulation of transcription by RNA polymerase II; central nervous system development. The record is from RefSeq and is a predicted model, not a curated record. Lineage: Eukaryota; Metazoa; Chordata; Actinopteri; Perciformes; Nototheniidae. The transcript has 3 exons. Gene Ontology annotation, cellular component: nucleus.